AUAAAGUGACGUCACACACCAGCAAAUAAGUCGAGGCUCUGGACGACUUUUCAUGGAAGUUGAAAGUCUGGCUUUAAACGGGGUCAUUUAGCUAUUUCCUGAGUAAACGAUCAUAUAAAUAUGGAAUUGUCGGCUUGAAAGGAACGCAGCAUGGAUUCAGUAAUGUUACGACUCAAAAUGGCGGAAUAUAAGAACAAGAAUCGCAAAGAUGGUGGAUUCUUUUGAAGCUGAACACAAUCAACGAUGUUUCUCAUACUUGUUUUUCGUGUGUUUGGCAUAUUUACUGUUGUCGCCUUCGCACACUCGUGUGGCCCGAGUGAAUAUAGAUCUGCAGGUGGAGAAUGCUGCCCAAUGUGUAAUAUAGGGUCAGUGGUUUUCCAUGACUGCCUUGGGGAUUUCAGUACCACUUGCAAACCGUGUAGUCAAGGAACAUUUAUGAGUGAACCAAAUGGUCUUUAUAAAUGUUUUCCUUGCAAAAAUUGUGAUCAAAGUCAUGGCCUAUACACCCAGAGCAAAUGUACCACAAUGACAAACAGCAUCUGUGAUGUGCUUGAUGGAUAUUACUGCAUUGAAUACCACAACUCAGAGUGCAUUUAUACUCUAAAGCAUAGUGUAUGUAAACCAGGACAAGGAACAAAAUUAGGCACAAAGAGAUCAGACACCGUGUGUGUGGACUGUGGUCAUGGGUUUUAUUCUCCAUCAGGUUUGAACUGCACCAAAUGGACAGACUGUGCCACCAGAAAUGAGAUUCAGACAGCAGAUGGCAGUUUUAUUAAAGAUGUCACGUGUGCACAGAAAAGGGGAAGAUAUGGCCUCAUAGCAGCUGUUCUUGCUGCUGUUCUUGCUGCUGUACCGAGUGUCUUGUCCUUAUUCCGAUACAGUUCUUCAGAAGUACUUAAUACAGGUCCUGCACUUAAAUUUCCUGUUGAAGAAACAAGAUCUACAAUCACACACGGAGGAAACAUAGAGGGAGAGUAACUAACAGUUGGGAUCCUCAUUUCAAUCUCUUAUCUCUCCACUGGUCACUCCAUCAUAAAUCAUUUUUUAAUGAAAGGAUAAGAGUGGAUUGUGCAGAGUUUGUAAUCUUCUUUGAUUGAUGUGACCUUGACGUGGUGGAGAAGCAUCAGUACAUCAAAGACACUGCUUGAGAUCUGUGCUAGUAGAAGGCUCACUUGAAGUAUAUUCAAAAAACCAGAGUAAUCCCAAAUGUAAAUGUAGGCUAAAGUAGGAUGUAAUCAAGUACUCGAUCAGCUUUAAAUAUCGGAUAGAUAAAAACACUAUUAGAAUAUUGCUAUUUGAUUUUCCUUUGUGCCUUUGCCUGCAGUGGGCAACAACGAAAUUGCUUAUCACACAUAAAUCAUGCUGUUACAACUCAUUGUUUUGGAUGCACGAUGUUCUUAAAGGAAUACUCCAAUCACUCAAAAAGAGAAAUUCUUUCAUUAUUUAAAGGGGACCUAUUAUGCAAAAUUAACUUUUACAAGGUGUUUGUACAUAAAUGUGAGUCGGAGGUGUGUGCACACAACCACCCUACAAUGUUAAAAGUCCACCCACUCCUCUUUCGUAUAUUUCUAUUAAUCAAAAAGUGUCAUAAUUAAUGGUUUUCAUUUCUGCUCUAAAGUGACAUCCCGUUAGAGCAGGCCUCGCCCACAACUGGUGAUGGACUCCACCCUAUUAUCAUAGAUUCUCCCCUGAGUGAGCUGCACACAGUCGGACAUUUUUUUCUGCGCUGGAGCAGAUACAGUGAGAAGAAUAAUGUCUCAGCUUUGUAAGCAUCAUAAGUGUUGUGUUGUUGGCUGUAAAAGUGAACAUAAGAGUCUUCAUGUACUUCAGGCAUCAGAGCCACAGAAGACGCAAUGGAAAGUUUUGUUCCCCGUCUGUCACUCACUUCGAUGUUGUGUCAAAGAAGCGACACUAGGGGUCUCUCUUGAGAGCCUUGUGCAUCUCUGAACUUGAGAAAAGGCCAAUGAGAAAUUGGCAGACAGAAUUUGCAUGUCCCGCCCCCAGAGAACAUAGCCAUGGCAACGUUGCGGUCAUGGCUUUCUUCCCUCACGAGAAGAAGCCAUAUCACGCGUCUGGUGAUGAAGGCGAUUUGGGGUGUACAGCAGGCUUGGUUUCGCCGGGUAAAUCCCCAUGAACCACAAGCUCCCCAGCAUGCUCGUUUGCUUCCGUCCGGCCUUGAGGUGAGAGCAGCUCGCCUCACGGCCAGUCUGUUUACUCCCUCAGACCCCGCAAACUGGAUGAUGAUUUCGCCGCUGCAUCAGAGAGCGUCACAGCGGCGUCUGAUGCUGAUGACUCGAAUGGGCUGCCACCUCCGGGUCUGCUCGUCCAGUGUGAGCCUGAUGCGCAGAUGUCUGCUAUGCUUGCCCGGACCCUCCGUCCCCCCCUCACAGCUAGAAGAUUGGUUCUCGGGUCAAGGCGCCGCUCACAGCCCCGGAGGUGCAUUAUGAGUUGACGAAGCCGUAGAGGGCACCUUUUACUGUCCAAAACCGGCUUCCUUGCUCCUCCGCUCUGACUUCCUCCAAGCUGUCUCCGCCCUGCAUGACAUGGCCCCCCUGCAAUCCACAAGGCCAAGGUCUGCACUUGGGUAGUCCUGCUCCUGAUGUGCUGUAGGAACUGUGCUCAAUGACCGAUCGUGCCCCCCGGGGCCACGAAGGUCACAUCGCCAGCACUCGGAUGGGCAAUGGCCACCCUCGUGGUCCAGGAGCGUCAUCUAUGGCUGGACCUGGUCGAGAUACGGAAGGUAGACAAAGCACGCUUUCUCAAAAACCCUGUCUCCCAGCUCGGUCUAUUCGGCGGCACCGUUGACGUCUUCGGCCAGCAGUUCUCAACGGUGAAGAAAUAGACGGAGGCCACAUCAUGCCCCGCUGCCUUACCAGCGCAGGCCUUGCUCCGUCUGCUCACCAAUGGCGUCCCCCUGUGGCUUCCAAAUGUCAGGCAGCUCUGCUUCAACCUGGGCCCAGCUCUCAGCCCCACAACAUAUCAGUACCAUGAGGGAUGUUGGUUGCCAGACUGACUCACCACAGCUGUGUAGUGUCAAUUAACCAUUCAGAAACAUCCUGGUUCAUUCUCACAGUUGUGACUUCUGCCGGAGUCUCUCCUUCAUCAGUGUCCGACUCUGGUUCAUACAUAUAUAUAUAUAUAUUAGGGCUGUCAAUCGAUUAAAAAAUUUUAUCGAAUUAAUUACAUGGUCUCCCGAUCAAUUAAUCGCGAUUAAUCGCAUAUACAAAUAUUUGCUGAGAAAGCCCCUCAUAUAACAAUAAUUCAAUAUAUAAUGAUUAUACAUAUUUAUAUCAAUAUAUAUUUAUACAUAGUUAUCUUUAAAUAUUUUAAUAUAUAUAUUAAAAUAUUUAAUAUAUAUAAUAAUAUAUUAUAUAAUAUAUAUAUAUAUAUUAUAAUAAUAUAUAAUAUAAAAAUUCAGAUAAUUAAAUGCAUUGUGGCAGAAUAGUUAAUCAUUGAUAAGACGAUACAAAAACGGCUUUAGAAUACAAUGUAUUGUUUACUACCAUAUUAUUGAUCGUAAUCCAAUCAUUGGCACACAGUUCACAGCAAUCCAUUUCACAAGUGAAUUUGUCAAUCAGUUGGAGAUUAUGAUUUCUUUAAAUUAAUGCUUAAAAACUUUUACAUCUAGAGCCAAGAGGUAUAUUAAAACAAACAACAUCAAAAAGGAAAAUAAAUAAACAGUUUAAAUAAAAAUAUAAAAUUGUUUACAUAUUUCAAUACACUUUACAGCUUUCUUGUUACUCAAAUUGGAAAUUGUUCUUAGGUAUUGCUGAACCUCUGAAUUAAAAAUUAAAACUAAUUGUUUAUAACCACCAUACUUUCAUUUAGGAAUACUAAACUUUGCCAACAAAAGCAGAAAAUUAAUCAAAUAAUAUUCCUUAUGAAGAGACAUGUCAUAGCUAAAAAAAAAAAAACGAAUAAAAUAUUUUCAAAACAAAGUUGAAAGCUGGGAAUAAUAUGAUCUCUAACAAUCUUGCAGAAAUCAGACCAAAAACAAGUUGAGUAGGGACAACUCCAAAAUAAAUGAAAAAAAUGUUUUACUACAAAAUGUACAGAAUAUAUCGACAUCACAAUUAAAUCUCUCUACAAGAAAAUAAUUAGUGAGGUAGUACUUAUAAAUAAGUUUGAAGGAAAUUUCUUUGAUUUUAAUUGUGAUUAGAUAUUUAUGGGGUAAUUUCCGAAUUUUGCACCAUCUCAAUCCAGCCACACCCUGCAUCAGACAUGCUUGUGUUGUGUCUCGGGUGUGUUGCAUCAUAAACAUAAAAUUUUUAGGUCACUGUAUCAAGUUCAAUAUAGUUUAAUACUAAAUUUUUAAUUCUUGAGAUCCCUUUGUGUGUUUUGAAUGCAAGAACACCUACUGAAGUGUUUUCUUCACUGUAAUAAAGUGCGCGUUGCUCAUACAGCUGAAGUUUCACUUACUGCCCUCUGGAGUAAACAGGUGGUACUACAAGCUUACAUUUUUCAGGAAUCUUCCUAAUUAUGGUCCGGGGGAAGUGCGAUUAAAUGCGUUAAAAACGUUUUACGCGUUAUUUUUGUAAAAUUAAUCGCACUGAAUUAACGCGUUAAAUCGACAGCCCUAAUAUAUAUAUAUAUAUAUAUAUAUAUAUAUAUAUAUAUAUAUACCGGCUGAACUCCGGUAUUUACGCUGUCCGUCAUAUUGGUUGUGAUUUGUUGUUGCUGUAGUAUAUGUAGAAUGCUGUAGUGACCGUCAUCGGCAAGCCUCUACUUUUUAUAUAAACUUUUUUUGGCAGUUUCUGUGAAACUUACUAAAUAAACAUUAGCUAGCAAUACUAUGUACAUUUUUAACUAAAUAUCAAUAACUUUUUUUUGCCAAUUUUGUUAGUUGUGCAAACUCCGCCUGAAGUAAUGCGAGGCAGAGAGCAGGAUUUUUUGUGUUUUUUUUACACUGUUCACAAGCUGUAAAGACACAGCCCUCUUCCUGAAAGGGAGCUGGGGAGCAGCAGCUCAUUUGCAUUUAAAGAGACACACACGAAAACUGUGUGUUUUUGAUUCCACCCAAAAAGAGAAAUUUACAACAUGGUAUAAUACAUGAUCCAUGGGGUAUUUUGAGCUGAAACUUCACAGACACUUUCUGGGACAUUCUCCAGGACUUAUAUUACAUCUUGUAAAAAGGGGCAUAAUAGGUCUCCUUUAAAGUAAGUGUAUCACUCCAGAAGACUUGGAAUGUAUGAAUCUAUUUGUUAUGAGUGCAUUUUAAUUUUUGAAUUUUUAUUUUUGAAUCUAGAUAUGAAUUCUGCUUUGUGUUCAUUUUUCCAUAAUGAAAACAGGUUCAGUUAAUUACAAAUUUCAAGUGAUUGAUUACACUUUUUUUUUUUUUUUUGAGUACAGCUACAAAAUUACAUUUUAAUUAUUUACAUUUAUGCAUUUGGCAGACGCUUUGAUCCAAAGCGACUUACAGUGCACUUAUUACAGGGACAAUCCCCCCAGAGCAACCUGGAGUUAAGUGCCUUGCUCAAGGACACAAUGGUGGUGGCUGUGGGGAUCGAACCUACAACCUUCUGAUUACCAGUUCUGAUUACCAGUUAAGUGCUUUAGCCCACUACGCCACCACCACUCCACCACUAAUUAUCCCCUACUAAAAACAACAGAUCUCCAAUGACAUCAUUAGUGUUGUAAAAAGACACUCCUGACACUCCACAACUUAAAACAAAUACGCUGCAUUUGAAACACUAUGUUAAUAUAACGUAUGUGAUUUUCUGUUCAGCAGUAUACAAUGGAUGCAAUUUUAAAUGAUACAAAAAACAGUAUUUACAUCAGUUACAUGGUCCAUGACCUGCUUAAACUCGAUAUGCAAUUUUUAUAUGAAUUUUUUUUUUUUUAACUAAACUAGUAAGGCAGCUUAAAAAUUAUAUCCUUGGGAUGGACAAAAGCAAUUGGGGGAGCAUAUUACCCUGUAGCUCAGCUCUAGACAGCCAUUCAAAAGUAGCCAUGUUUCAUGAUGAAAUAAAACAAUUUCAAAGAACCAUUUAAGUAACACAUUGUCAUCCGAUGACGGAUUGUUUUUGAAGGGCUGUUAAAAGCAUGAAAUUUAUUUGUAUUUUUCCUUAUCUAUUCCCAUUGACAAAUGAUGAGUGACGUGACACCCGAUCCCAGAACUGAGCACCUAUGAGCAAAGAUAGCAGCCUCCAUUUUGCUAGCUUUCUGGGAACCCUGUGCUAGCUUAGCGCAGUCAUAGAGAUUAAUGGGGAUGCUAAUGAUCCUAACACCCCAUAGUGAUGGAGACACUAUACUGCAAAAAGGAACCGUCUUUAGGAUGAGGUCUGACUCUGGUCGUUAAAAAUCCCAGGACACUUCUCGUAAAGAGUAUGGGUGUAACUGGUGUCCCAUUGGCCCUUAUCAAUCACGGCCUCCUAAUAAUCCCCUCCAUUUAUUGGCAUUUUUUACUCUACUCUCUCUUGUCCGCCAAUAGUUGGGGUGUGGUAAGUGAUCUGGUGCACUUUGGCUGCUGUUGCAUCACUUUUUACAGGGGAAGCCACCUAUUGGUCCAAUGCCGUGGCUGAAGAUCUCCUGCGUGUUCUGUCUUAUUGUGCACAUUAAAUAAUACUUUGAUUAUUUUAUUUGAGUUCCAUGUUUUAUUAAACUUGUCAUUUAUUCUUUUCUUUAUUUCAUCUGACUCCAAUUAUGAAAAAAAAAACCAUUUUAAAUUACAGAACAGUAUAAGUCAUUACUUAGUUUUUUAUAGUUUUGACUGUAAAAUGACUUGAAGUGAAGUAUGUAAGAGAGGGGGGCAGAUGAGGAUGAGAAUUGCAUUUUAUGGUCCAUGCUUGGUAGAGUGUGAUUUUCAUGUGGAGAUUCCUUCUAUGUGAGAGUGUUUAUGUGGAGAUUUCUUUUGUGUGAGAGUGUUUAUGACUUAGUUCUCGCAUAGUCAGCCUUACACAUCAUCCUGGUGAAUUCUGCACACUGGUGGUGAUUACGGAGAGUCCCCUAUUCACUAUGUAAAGAGAUAUAUAAGUAUAAUUAAUGUAAUGCUAAUUCAUAAUGCAUUAACUAGUGUUGAUUAACCACAUUUAAUUUAAAAUUUAUGUUAAAAUUAACCAACAUUAAGUUCUGUUAAAUAUGGUUCAUUUUAAAUUCAACUACCGAAAUUAACUAACAUUUAUGAAGACAUUACAACAUUAUUGUAAAGUUUGUAAAGAUUAUUCUCAACACUAGAAGAUCUAAUAAUAAGAGUUAAUGUGGGAAACGUAAUACUGUCAUUCGUAAUGUCACCUAUUCUACUUUUAUUCAUUCUUUGCAUUGGAAAGCCCCUAAAUUUGGAUCGCAUUGUAAUUUAAUUUGCCCUCUCAAAAUGUAAUCAUUGAGAAAUAUGUUUUCCUUUUUACCCUACUCUGUUUGUUUUUUUUAUAUACAAAGAUUUUGUAAUUAUAUUCCUUACUAUUUUGGUUGUUUAACUGUAAUUUUGUAAUAAUUCAUGUGUUAUUGUUGCCGUGCUGAAAAUUCAAUAAAAAUCUAAACUAA
This is a messenger RNA of Xyrauchen texanus (razorback sucker), 7479 nucleotides long. Its product is annotated as tumor necrosis factor receptor superfamily member 14-like. Gene Ontology annotation, molecular function: protein binding. NCBI's taxonomy places the organism in Eukaryota, Metazoa, Chordata, Actinopteri, Cypriniformes, Catostomidae. The record is from RefSeq and is a predicted model, not a curated record. Gene Ontology annotation, biological process: defense response to Gram-negative bacterium; positive regulation of T cell migration; positive regulation of cytokine production involved in immune response. Gene Ontology annotation, cellular component: external side of plasma membrane. Bases 244 to 978 code for a protein of 244 amino acids. The transcript has 9 exons.